GAAGAGGCAUUCAAAUUGGAGCUGGAGGAUGAAAAAGCCAAGCAAAAAGCCAUUAAAGUAGCCUCUAACCUUGCUGGGGUUGAUCCGAUCGUCAUGGACAUCGAUGAGAAGAAAUUGACAGCAACAGGGGACAUAGAUAAUGAAUGUCCUCCUCCCAUGCCAUCAUAUUAUGCUAGGGUUGUGACAAACAACCCAAGAUAUUGUGUUAUUUGCUAA
This is a messenger RNA of Ilex paraguariensis (yerba mate), 216 nucleotides long. The record is from the annotation of a GenBank genome assembly. NCBI's taxonomy places the organism in Eukaryota, Viridiplantae, Streptophyta, Magnoliopsida, Aquifoliales, Aquifoliaceae.